AUGCCCAAGAGACGUGCCCCCGCUGCUGCCACCGCCGCCACCGCGCCGCCACCAGACUCGGUGGUGGUAUAUUUCUCAGAGUUCUGCGUCUCCAAGGAGGAGGAGCGCAGACUCGAGGAUAUCCACCGCCGGGUUCUGGGCUGGGUCGGGCCGGCCGACCUGGCUGGGUGGUUCGAGGAGAAGAAUCUUCUCCAAAGGAUCACUCAGCUGCUGUUCGGUCUGGCGCCGACCCAGAGGGGUCCCAACCUGCCCUGGUUCCGAAGAACGUUCGCGCCCAGAGUCUGCUCCCGAGACCAAGAGCAGAAGGACAUCAACAACGACCUGGUGGGCUUCUUCGGACUCUUAGACCUAUACGACCGUGCCCGCAAGUUCCUGCCCGAAGAGGUGCAGGAAAAGUCUCAGUAUAUCCUGGGGGAGUACGUCGAGUGGGACCUGAUCAAGUUGUACACCCACAUCGAGCACGACAAGGACCAAGGCAUCUCGCCGUCCCCAGACUUCGACUCGUACUGGGACUUUGGAUUCGUCACCUGCAGCAACGCACCCGAGCGCGGCAAGCUCGCAAAGCUCUAUUUCCGCCUCUUCAGGGAGAUCAGGACGGUCCAGACAAAGCUCAGAAACGGCAAGCUCACGGCGCCCCAGCAAGUAACACUUUACAACUUUGCAAAGGCAACAAAGGAUGGCAAGAUCGUCGAGUUCUUCGCCUCGGCAUCGCCAACCCUCGCCGCAGACUUUGAGACCGCGUUCCCGGCCGCCACCCACCCCAUACACGCCUUUCUCUCCGUCGGCAUGGGAGGAUACCGCCCCACCGUCUGGCGUCUCAAGCAGGCGCUCGAGUGGCCCAUCUUGUCGACCCUGGUCUCAGAGGAAGUCGCCGUUGCGGUCGACGACUGGUUCCCCGAGAGGAUCCUGGACUACCGCAUCUGGGAGCCGAUGCUCGUGAUUUACGAAGCGCUCAUCCAUGAUCCGCUGGAGCUACACCGGCAGAGAAAGGCCGGCACCCUGGUCGAGUACGCAGAGAGCCUCGGCCGGGUCAGCAACGAAGUACGCUAUGAGCUGCUGCACCUUCCUCCCCUCGAGCAGGUUGCGAGGAUCAUCAAAAGGCGGUCGUAG
Molecule: messenger RNA, 1110 nt
Organism: Pyricularia pennisetigena
Lineage: Eukaryota; Fungi; Ascomycota; Sordariomycetes; Magnaporthales; Pyriculariaceae
Exons: 3
Coding region: 1-1110 (369 amino acids)
Source: RefSeq, a predicted model, not a curated record